Messenger RNA from Schistosoma curassoni, 2074 nucleotides. The record is from the annotation of a GenBank genome assembly. Lineage: Eukaryota; Metazoa; Platyhelminthes; Trematoda; Strigeidida; Schistosomatidae.
UUUUUCGAUUUCGUUGGCACGGUGAUAAUUACAAAUCGUUUUUGAAUUGAGAGAUGCUUGACAAAGAUCAUAAUCAUAUGACGGGAAUUCUUGAUCAAUACGAAGUUGUUGAAUGUUUGGGAAAAGGAUGUCAAGGAACAUCAUAUAAAUGGUGAGAGAAAAUUUCACAUUCAGAAUCCUGGAAAAAGAUAGAGUGUAGAAGUCUAGACCAUGGAUAUUUAUUGUGUGAGGAGUUUUAUCAUAUUCAGAAGUUUAUACAUCCAUACUUAUCAAGAAUUUUAGAAAUUCAUAUGUCAAUGAACUCAGAAAACUCGGCAAUUUAUGUGUCUGUUAUCCGUAACUAUAUCGAUCUGCCAAGCUUAGACUCCAUAAUUAAAGACAUAGAAAAAUCUAGGUUGGAGUGGAAUUUAAUAUACCGAAUGUUUGGAAGCGUACUGACUGUUAUAACUUCACUGAAAAAAGCGAAUUGUGGCUCUAUCUAUUUUCAUCCUGGUAAUAUUUUUCUUAGUGAGAAAGGAUUUUUUAUGACGGAUAUUUGGGGUCCGAAUCUGAUGAAGUAUGCUCGUGGAGUAGAUGUUUAUGUGCAAUCAUUUGAAUACAUAAUGAAUCCUGAUCUUUUAGGUGAAUUAGCCAUUGAAUGUCCUCCAGAUGAACUCCCACGAAGACGUUUACCCAGAUACAUUGAAUGGUGUGCUCCUGAAACAAGUCAGUUUGAAUUUACUGAUAAAUCUGAUGUAUGGACUUUGGGGUGUAUAAUCACUAUUCUAAUAUAUAUUAAAUAUUUAUUCAAAAAUAAAGAGAUUUUAGCAGUUGAUCAACUCAAAGCAAAAGAAAAUAUAUUUCACCAUUUAUCGUCUACAGAAGAAUUAGAAACACACAAAGAACUGUUUAGGUUACUUUCUCAAAUGAUGAAAAACAAUCCAUCUGAGCGUAUAAGCUUAAAUGAUCUUUUAGACGAUUUAUAUGUUCAAGUACUUUUGAAACAUACAAAUCCAGAAUUUAUUAUGAGAGCUAAACGAUGCAUUGUAACAGUAGCUGACAAGCCGUUCCCAGUGAAUGAUACUAUGGAAGCAAAAAUCAAAUAUCUUCAUGUCAAUUGGCAACAUGAGAAUUGUAUUGAGAAAGCUGUUGUUUGGUUUGCAGAAAAUAUUCUAAACGAUAAUCAUAUUAACUUAACACAUAGAUUGUCAUCUCAUUUAUUUCAGCUAAUGUAUUUACAUCAAGCUAAUUUGUCAAUUAUUACAUCAUCUUUAAAGAUAAUAAUUCAUUCAGUUGAAAAUGAACAGUUACAAUCUAUGUUAACAUGUUCAAGACAUCCUUGUGAAGAUGUUAGCAACCGAUCUUUUUCUUCUUCUUCUUCGUCUUCAUCAUCAUCAUCAUCAUCUUUAUAUAAACUAUUAAAAGAAAGUAACCACUUUAAAAAGAUUUGUAAAAUAUACAAUUUAUAUCUUGUAUUAAUCAUAAUGCAAAACUAUUUACAACAUGUCAAUGCACAGAGAUUAGGCUUAAAAUUUUUCAAUUCACUUAUCCAUAGAAAUUAUUCUACAUUUAUCAAUUUAAAUAUAAUAAAUGAUUAUUUACAGAUAAAUAAUAAAAUAUUUAAAAAGCUUCAUACCAUUAAUUUAUGUCAUCAUUUGAUUGAAUUAUUAAAUUAUACAACUAAUAAAGAUAUAAUUAAAAUAGGUAUUAGUUAUCUAUGGAAAUUUUGUAUAUAUGAACCGAUUGCUCUACAAGCAGCCGAUAAAGGCGCAUUAUCUAUCACUGUGAAUCUAAUGGAGUCUAAUCAUUUUGACAGUGAAAUUUUUGCCAAUGGUUCUAUGAUUAUUGUAUCUUUAUUACGUAUUGAUAAAAUUAAAAGGCAAAUUACAAAAUACAAUAAGUUAAUGUAUAUUCUACUGCAUGGUUUAAUUCAAUUUAAAAAUUUACCAAUAACUAUUUGGAAUAUAUGUCUAUGCUUACAAAUUGUGAUAUCUUUGUCUGGUAAAUUGAUGAAAAUAUUUCUGAUAACAAUAAAAGGAGAGAAUUCUUGUCAAUUUUAUGCUUAAGCAAAACUUAAGCAAUAAAAUAAUUAUAA